Rhizoctonia solani is the source of this 495-nucleotide messenger RNA. Its product is annotated as glycoside hydrolase family 128 protein. The coding region runs from base 1 to 495 and encodes 164 amino acids. The transcript is spliced from 6 exons. Gene Ontology annotation, biological process: fungal-type cell wall polysaccharide metabolic process. Gene Ontology annotation, cellular component: fungal-type cell wall. The record is from RefSeq and is a predicted model, not a curated record. Lineage: Eukaryota; Fungi; Basidiomycota; Agaricomycetes; Cantharellales; Ceratobasidiaceae.
AUGUCCGCUGCUACUCGUAGCAAGCAGUGGCUCAUUGAUUUUGCCGCCGCUUGUGAACCCUAUGGCGGGUGCACUAUGACUUCUUGGCUCCAUUGGUAUGGGAUUAACGCCACAAAAGUUCAUGACUUAUAUGAUAUGCAUACGACAUUCCCUGAUAAGCCAAUCUGGCUCACGGAGUUUGCAUGCCAUAAUUUCCAAGAGGGGGAGCCACAGUGCACCUACGCCGAUACUACAGCAUUUAUGAACACUACCCAAGAAUGGCUAGAUCAACAGGAUUGGGUGCACCGUUAUGCAUGGUUUGGAGCCAUGAAAAAACCAGUGAUCAAUAACGUGAAUGCGCUCAUGGAUGCCUCCGGUACGAUCAAUGAUCUAGGAAAGCAAUACAUUGGCGAAACGGCCGCUCCUAUCAACGGAGGGUACCUCUCUGGUACUCCUGCGACCGCAGCAACUCUCCUCAUGGGCAUGCUCUCAGGGAUUGCUCUGACCUUUACCUAA